AUGAGUCGUAUAACCCUACUCGAUAUGUUCAUGGCGGUGACGAACGCCCGAAGGGAGGCCCAAGCAGUUGAUUCCCGACAGGAGCAAGCUUCUGGCUCCGCGGCGAAUGACGAUGCUCAAACACCACGAGCUGGUCCUUCUCGAGCCAAAGCGCCAAUUUCCACCCUUGAACAGUGGAAUUACUCCUCUUCUUCAGAGGACAGAAAGCCACGAAAGAAGAAGAUUCAUUUCUUGUCCCAUGAAGCGAAACAAUCCACUACCAGCGACUUGUGGGCUAGAGCUUUUUCACGUCCAACUGCUCACCCCGGAGGAGCCCGCCACCCAAGGGUCUAUACUUUGAUUGGCCAACGCCACCAGACGGUACCUUUGGUACAACGACGUACCCCUUCCAGCCCGGCUGAUCCUUCUCCAGAGGAAGUAGACCAGACCGACGCUCGGCCACCCCAGUGCCCUCCCCCAUCAACUCCGGGUAGCCAAGUUGGACCGGCACGACAAAAAAGGCGAACUAGCCGAACAGCUCCUUACGCCGACAACCGACGCGGCGGAGCCGGAAGAUCGGCAGCAGGGGAAAAUUAA
This is a messenger RNA of Puccinia graminis f. sp. tritici CRL 75-36-700-3, 576 nucleotides long. RefSeq lists its product as uncharacterized. Lineage: Eukaryota; Fungi; Basidiomycota; Pucciniomycetes; Pucciniales; Pucciniaceae. The coding region runs from base 1 to 576 and encodes 191 amino acids. The transcript has 2 exons. The record is from RefSeq and is a predicted model, not a curated record.